AUGUUUAUCGGCAGGAGUGUGCACACGCUGCAGUGGGGGAGAGGCCACCUCAAGCGCACGUGCAUGUGGAGGCAACUCAUGUGCAACUAUUCCAGUAAAGAAAAGGUGAGUAGCAAAAUAUACACGCAGAAGAAGAUCACGAAAAGGGAGAGGCUCCUAGGCACAGUCAAGCCGUUCGUAGACGAAAGUUGCGACAGAGCAGAGCCGUAUGUAAUAGCGUACUAUUUAAACAACCCAAUCAAUUUGUCAGCCCUGAAAAGCGCAUACGAAAAAGUGGGGUCGCAAGUGUUGUACAAAGAGCCCUAUUUGUACGUGGAAAGUUGUGCAUAUUUUAACCAACAAGAUAGUUCAGCAGUAUUCUUUAAAAAUGGGUGCAUGGUCAUAUGGAGCAUGAAUAAGCAAAACAGAAAUAAAUUCUUUCACUUCUGCAGACCAUUUCUAAACCUAACAGGAAGUAACAUUGAGAAUUAUGACUUUGAAGAGUUGCAAGUAGAAAAUAUAAGUAACAAAAGUUACGUGAAUAACUCGGUGAUUUAUUUGACUUCAAAUAAUUACAGGACGACGGAUAAGAUAGCCAUUUCUUUUGGGCUUCUAAGUGCCGUCCGAUUAAAUAAUUUAGAAAAGAAAAUUGAGAAAAAAUUAUUUUACGAAAAUGAUCAUAUCGAAAAUUUAAAAAAGAAAAUCAAGUCAAGUAACUUAGACUUUUUAUCAAAGCAAUUAUUUACCUCCAAAGUUACUCUGCACAAUUUGCGAUAUGAAUUGAAUAUUGACCAGGACAUUCUGGACGUCCCAGAAGCGCUGUGGGAACUGGAGUAUCAGAAAAAGCUGUUCUUAAACAUCCUACACAUUUUUGAUAUAAAGCAGAGGGUUGAUUUACUCAAUCAUAGACUGAGUUGGACUUUGGAUUAUUUGAAUUCCUUCUUGGACUACGUAAAUCAGAAGCACUCCUCCCGUUUGGAGCGCAUCAUCAUCGUCAUAAUUGGCCUCGAGCUUGUGCUCGGCAUUAUGCAGAUGGUUAACACGAUUCGGUUGUAG
Messenger RNA from Plasmodium inui San Antonio 1, 1035 nucleotides. RefSeq lists its product as hypothetical. The record is from RefSeq and is a predicted model, not a curated record. Lineage: Eukaryota; Apicomplexa; Aconoidasida; Haemosporida; Plasmodiidae. The transcript has a single exon. The coding region runs from base 1 to 1035 and encodes 344 amino acids.